AAAAUCAGUAGGAUGUAGCGGUACAUGUAUCGGGCUUCGCUCCACAUCAAUCCGGCCAUCAGGAGUCCCUUUCUGGUUUUAUGUCGACGCGGUGAGCCGGUUCUGGGGGAUGGGUGUUGGGAGGACCGUCAGCAGAGACGACUAACGUUUGAAAAAUGUCCAACAUCCUCGAUGCGGCGUCCAAAGUGAAAUGGGACCGCACGGCUGCGGCGAAGCGAGCCGUGUUUCUUGCGGCUGCCGCGUACGGUGUCAAAACGCUGUACCCCAUCAUCUGCAAGCAGCUCUGCAGAAACAAAGAUCCGAGGAGCAGCCAGCGGGGAUCCAAGGCGGAGAACGGCUCCACUUGCUCGGGGAAAGGUCCCGCAGACGCCGCGGUGCACAAGAAGACAUCCCCGGGUGUGAACGCAGAAUUUUUCAAGCAGAUCCUGGAACUUGGUAAAAUCCUCUUCCCCAGGCUCGUCUCCAGAGAGCUCGGUUUGCUCUCCUUGCACUCGGUGGCGCUGAUAUCCAGGACGUUUCUGUCUAUUUACGUGGCCAGCUUGGACGGGAAAAUUGUGAAGACGAUCGUGGAGAAGGAACCCAAACGCUUCAUCCUCCAGCUGAUCAAAUGGCUCCUCAUUGCCAUCCCGGCCACGUUCGUCAACAGCGCCAUCCGGUACCUGGAGUGCAAACUGGCUCUGGCCUUCCGCACCCGGCUGGUGAACCACGCAUACCGGACCUACUUCACCGACCAGACCUACUACAAAGUCAGCAACAUGGACGGGAGGCUCGCCAACCCGGACCAGUCCCUCACCGAGGAUGUGAUGAUGUUUUCCCAGUCGGUGGCCCAUCUCUACUCCAACCUCACCAAGCCCAUCCUGGACGUGAUGCUCACCUCCUACACGCUGAUCCAGACCGCCAGAUCCCGGGGAGCCAACGCCACCGGGCCGACCCUGCUGGCCGGGCUGGUGGUGUUUGCCACGGCUAAAGUCCUCCGUGCAUGCUCGCCGAAAUUUGGAAAACUGGUGGCCGAAGAGGCUCAUAGGAAGGGCUACCUGCGCUAUGUGCACUCCAGGAUCAUUGCUAAUGCUGAGGAAAUAGCUUUCUACAGAGGACAUAAGGUGGAGAUGUGUCAGCUGCAGAAGUGCUACCGAGCCCUGGCGGACCAGAUGAACCUGAUCCUGUCCAAGCGUCUCUGGUACAUCAUGAUCGAGCAGUUCCUAAUGAAGUAUGUGUGGAGCGGCAGUGGCCUCGUCAUGGUCGCCGUGCCCAUCAUCACAGCCACCGGCUUCGCGGACAACGAAACCGCAGACGGACAGACGCAGGUGAUGGUGAGCGAGAGGACGGAGGCGUUCACGACCGCCCGAAACCUCCUGGCCUCCGGAGCCGAUGCCAUCGAGAGGAUCAUGUCGUCCUACAAAGAGGUCACAGAGCUGGCAGGCUACACAGCGAGAGUCCACAACAUGUUUGUGGUGUUCGAGGACGUCCAGAAAGGUGUUUACAAGCGUUCGUCGCUGUCGGCCGCUACAGGAACAGAGAAGAAGAGCAAGCCUGAGAUGCACAUAGAUGGACCACUGGAGAUAAAGGGUGAAGUUAUUGACGUAGACAAGGGCAUCGUGUGCGAGAACGUCCCAAUAAUCACACCGAAUGGAGACGUAGUAGUUUCUUGCUUGAACUUUAAGGUGGAAGAGGGCAUGCACCUCCUGAUCACAGGGCCUAAUGGAUGUGGAAAGAGCUCUUUAUUCAGGAUCCUCAGCGGCUUGUGGCCCGUCUACGGCGGCCGGCUGCACAAACCUUCUCCUCAGCACAUGUUCUACAUCCCUCAGAGGCCAUACAUGUCUAUGGGUUCGCUGCGGGACCAGGUCAUCUACCCAGACUCGGUGGAGGACAUGGCAGCCAGAGGAAUGAGUGACAAGGACCUGGAGGCUAUUCUGGACAUAGUCAACCUGAAUCAAAUUGUCACCAGAGAAGGAGGCUGGGAUGCCGAGCUGGACUGGAAGGAUGUGCUGUCAGGAGGCGAGAAGCAGAGGAUGGGCAUGGCUCGUAUGUUCUACCACAAGCCUAAAUAUGCUCUGCUGGAUGAGUGCACCAGCGCUGUGAGCAUUGACGUGGAGGGAAAGAUUUUCCAGGCUGCCAAGGAUGCCGGCAUCUCCUUGCUCUCCAUCACGCACCGACCCUCCCUGUGGAAGUACCACACCCACCUGCUGCAGUUUGACGGCGAGGGAGGCUGGCGCUUCGAGCAGCUGGACACGGCGACACGACUCUCCCUGACCGAGGAGAAGCAGCGUCUGGAGGCCCAGCUGGCCGGCAUUCCCGAGAUGCAGCAUCGCCUCAACGAGCUCUGCAAGAUCCUGGGAGACGACUCGGUCCUCAGAACAGCUGAGGAGUGAGACGGGAGGGAAAAGAAGGAGGCCCAGAGGAGGGAAAUGAAGAGGAUAAGUGAGGGGAGGAGAAGAAGAAGAGAGUGUGAGAGAGGCAAUGAAAGAAAAAAGAAA
Messenger RNA from Amphiprion ocellaris (clown anemonefish), 2474 nucleotides. Its product is annotated as ATP-binding cassette sub-family D member 2. NCBI's taxonomy places the organism in Eukaryota, Metazoa, Chordata, Actinopteri, Pomacentridae. The coding region runs from base 156 to 2369 and encodes 737 amino acids. The transcript has 10 exons. Gene Ontology annotation, cellular component: peroxisomal membrane. Gene Ontology annotation, biological process: fatty acid beta-oxidation; peroxisome organization; very long-chain fatty acid catabolic process. The record is from RefSeq and is a predicted model, not a curated record. Gene Ontology annotation, molecular function: ATP hydrolysis activity; long-chain fatty acid transmembrane transporter activity; ABC-type transporter activity.